This is a messenger RNA of Volvox carteri f. nagariensis, 483 nucleotides long. RefSeq lists its product as uncharacterized. NCBI's taxonomy places the organism in Eukaryota, Viridiplantae, Chlorophyta, Chlorophyceae, Chlamydomonadales, Volvocaceae. The record is from RefSeq and is a predicted model, not a curated record. The transcript has 3 exons. The coding region runs from base 1 to 483 and encodes 160 amino acids.
AUGACGACUGGUGUGCUGCUGUUGCUGCUGCUGCUGCUGCCGGUCCUGGUGAUGGUGGUGGUGCUGCUGCUCAUGCUGCUGGUGCUGGAGCUGGGGCUGGUGCUGGUCAUUACGGUGGAUAUCCGCGAAGCGCUGCUGCGGGUGGUGCUGGGGGUGGUGGUGGUGGUGGUGGUCUUGGUCCCGGUUCUGGCUCCGGUGCUUCUCACGUUGCUGGUCGUAGCUCUCAGCGUGUUGGCGAUCUGGGUCAUCUGGGUGACCGUUUGGGUGCCGAUGCUGCAGAUAUUGCUGGUUAUCCUGCGACUUAGCCACGUCACCCUGACGUGGGCUCCACGUCUGCGGCUGCGGCUGCGGCGGCCCAGGCCCAGGCCCAGGCGGUGUGAGGAGGAAGAAGCCCUAAAGGGCUGCGCGGCACUGGUGCUGCUUGAGCCACGGCUGUCUGGCGCUGCAAAACGUGUUGUGGCGGUGGCCCGCAUGGUGAUAUGA